CGAACUUAGACGUAUUGGACAUGUUAUAACAGUAUGUCUUCUUGACAUGAAGAAAUUCGGUUUAAAAAUGUCGAUGUUGAUUUUAUUUUUCAACGCGUUCGUUCUUUCGGGUUUACAUUUUUAAAAAUGGUCUGCGUGUGGCGCUGUCACGGAGGCUCGCGGUAGCUCGUUAGCACGAAGGGAAAUUAGAGCUAGCAUGUUAGCAUAGAGCGGUACAGGUAGGCUAACAUGCUACGUGUACACACUGGCCUCAAGAUGACCGGAAAGCUGGAAUUUUAAUCUCUUGCUUGGACAGGUUCAUGGCAAAAUUACAUUUGACUAAAAGUCCACAUGGAGGACACUAAAGCACGACCUUGGAGCACGUUGACGACACGAUGGUUAAAAAGUGAAAUAAACCAAUGCAUAUUCAUUGGUGGAUGAAUGUCUUUUCAAACGAUGAUGUUCUCGUCGAGAAGGAAGCCUGUACUCUACUUUAAGGAGGAGAGAAGGUUUCUGCCAAGGAGAUGUUCGGUAUGGAAGCUCUUUGGACUUUGUCUCCUGCUGCUGCUCGUCUCAUUGCUCUGGCUGCAGCUCAGCUGUUCUGGAGACAUGGCCGCCCCCCCGCACCAGGGCGCAGGGCUCCCUCAGCAGCCGUGCCAGCCUGAGAGUCGGGCUGAGGCCACCGGCGGGGAUGAGACGUCGUGGGGUCCUCAUGCUCUGACUGUUGUGGUCCCCUUUAGGGAGCGCUUUGAGGAGCUGCUGAUAUUCGUCCCCUUCAUGCACACCUUCCUCAACAAGAAGAAAAUCCGCCACAAGAUCCUCAUCGUCAACCAGGUGGACCAUUACAGGUUCAACAGAGCGUCUCUCAUCAACGUGGGCUACAUGGAGAGCGACAACGGCACAGACUACCUGGCCAUGCACGAUGUGGACCUGCUGCCUCUCAACGAGGCACUAGACUACUCUUUCCCCGCCGAUGGACCUUUCCACGUGGCCUCGCCCGAGCUCCACCCCAUCUAUCAUUACAAGACCUACGUGGGCGGCAUCCUGCUGCUCACCAAGGCACACUACCGCAUGUGUAACGGCAUGUCCAACCGCUUCUGGGGAUGGGGCCGCGAGGACGACGAGUUCUACAGACGACUAAGGAAAGCACAGUUACAGUUGUUCCGGCCGAGCGGGAUCACGACGGGAUACAAGACCUUCCUGCACGUGCACGACCCCGCCUGGCGCAAGAGGGACCAGAAGCGCGUGGCGAGCCAGAAGCAGGAGCAGUUCAAGGUGGACCCUGAGGGGGGGCUCAGUAACCUGCACUACCAAGUGGAGUCACGGCAACAGCUGACCAUCGCGGGCGCUCCGUGCACGGUCAUCAACACCAAACUGGAGUGCGACCAGGAGGAGACACCGUGGUGCCUCCUCACCUAAACCACAAUAAAGCUGUGCCUGUCAGCCCUCCCGUUUUCACCGGGAAACUACCACAUUUUGCCCUUCUCGCCUGGCGCCCUCCUGUUUGUAAGAGUUCCCGUAUUUUAACUUCCAUGGAAAAAAUAAAAUCCUCACCGGUUUGCUCUGCAACAUCAAAAUAAUACACCCUUUAGUCAGACCUUCAACAUAAAGAAGCGUUUCAGUAAAAUAACACGGCUGUACCCCAGUAGGCAGUCGGGUCUUAACACCAGUGAAAAAAACACCCCCCAAAAAACAACUUUCCCCACUUAUUUUAUAAUGCCAAUGUUGACAGGGAUGCCACAAACUUUUAUUGUGAAAGGUUCUAAGGAGGAAGACGUUUAAGUUCAGCAGGUGGCGCUGUGCCUGCUGCUCUUGCUGUGACUGAAGUAGACUGCACCCGCCAGCAUGUUGCUUGUUUUUUACAGUGCAGUCCUGCUGGUACUUAUUUAAUGUCAGUUUUAAACUUAGUUUUUACAAGCGCUAAUUACUGUAUGUAGUGAGGCUAGCGGCUAGCCGAGUGUUGACAGAAAGUGGUGUCGUGACAUUUUCCUGUUGACAUCUCAAUAACUGAAUGUUUACUUGAGCAAGUAAAGUGCAUUCAAAUGUUUUUUUACUGGACUUUUCAUUGAUGGAUGUAAAAUGACGUGGCUGAACAAUAUCAACCUCAGACAGCUGUCUAUAAACACCAUUUGUCAGCAAUAAACUAUACAAUUGGAA
Dunckerocampus dactyliophorus (ringed pipefish) is the source of this 2136-nucleotide messenger RNA. RefSeq names its product xylosylprotein beta 1,4-galactosyltransferase, polypeptide 7 (galactosyltransferase I) (gene b4galt7). Bases 421 to 1398 code for a protein of 325 amino acids. The record is from RefSeq and is a predicted model, not a curated record. Gene Ontology annotation, molecular function: xylosylprotein 4-beta-galactosyltransferase activity. Gene Ontology annotation, biological process: carbohydrate metabolic process; proteoglycan biosynthetic process. The transcript has 5 exons. NCBI's taxonomy places the organism in Eukaryota, Metazoa, Chordata, Actinopteri, Syngnathiformes, Syngnathidae.